Metopolophium dirhodum (rose-grain aphid) is the source of this 4362-nucleotide messenger RNA. Its product is annotated as BTB/POZ domain-containing protein 2-like. The record is from RefSeq and is a predicted model, not a curated record. The transcript has 5 exons. Gene Ontology annotation, molecular function: protein binding. Bases 518 to 1885 code for a protein of 455 amino acids. Gene Ontology annotation, biological process: neurogenesis. NCBI's taxonomy places the organism in Eukaryota, Metazoa, Arthropoda, Insecta, Hemiptera, Aphididae. Gene Ontology annotation, cellular component: P-body; cytosol.
CGAUCAGUGUGUUCGCCGGCGUUCGUACGGCGAUUACACCGUCGACGCCACUGGCCCUGUUGGUCUCCGACGAAGUGUAUAUUGACGCGCGCGCGCUCGUUCGAAUCCAAGUGCGCCUGUCGAUGUCACGAUAAUAUAAUUUUAUUAAAGAGAAAAAAUUAUAACAACGAAUAAUUAUUAUUAUUGUGAAACGUCAAUUUUUGAAUAAAAAUCAAACGCGAAUAUUUGUUGUUUUUUUUUUACAUUAGUUGGAGCUGAAAGUGCGAAUUAAAAUUUUUCCUGAAAGAGUCAGCAUUUUUUUUCACUUAAAUUUAAAGUUUUUCUCUUUUCACGAUGGACGAGAUCGACCCGUCAUAUCAUCGUUUUAAUCCCAACUAGUCGAAAACGUCGAGUACACGGGAUUAUUGCACGCAUUAAUUUAUUGUAUUGCAUAUUAAUGUUAGUUGUACGCAUGUAAUAGUAUAUUCAAAUACCUUUAUAUUUUUAUUUCUAAUACGUGUACACGAAAUCGCCAACCAUGGGACUUAGCGGUAUUGCCAGAAGAUCAUCUUCCCCUAUUUCAGUAAAAAAGGACCGAGGAUCACCGUUGGUUGAAAACCGUGGGUCGUCGCAGAAAAUCAUGUUUCCACAAAACGCGUCCAGAGACGGCAGGUGGAAAAACUUGUACAACAGCGAAGCGGGCAGUGACGUCAUAUUUUUGGUCGGAGACCCCGAAUGUUGGAGGUUCCCCGCGCACAUAGAUGUGUUAUGUCAAUACCCGGUCUUUGACGCCAUGCUCCGGGAACCUUGGUCGAAAAAAGGCACCCCGAUCCACAUACCGGAUGAUGACCCUAGAGCCUUCGACAACCUACUCAAGUUCAUGUACAAGAACACGGUGGAACUGAAAUCCGUGGUGACCGCGCUGGAGACGCUUGGGCUGGCCAACAAGUACAUGUGCGUGGACCUGGUUAACGAAUGUAUCGUCUACCUAACUCGCAACCUGACCGUGGACACAGUGCUCAUGGUGUACCAUGCGGCCAGGCUGUACGGUGGACAGACUGCGCCACGCCGUGAACAGCCCGCCGCUUGUUCGCCAGUGGCCACGGCCCGGGCCACCGCGCCGCCACUACAAGACUUGAUGCCGGCGGCCGUGGCCUCCGACGACGUGCAUUCCGAGGCGUUCGCCCGCAUGGUCCAGCACUACGACACGUUGUUGGCGUACUGCGGCGCGUUCAUCGACAGGAACGCCGAUCGGGUGAUGACUGAUGAGAGCGUCGACGAACUGGAUACGGUCGAGCUCAGGGAACUGCUUCGUCGUGACGGACUUGCUGUGUCUAAUGAAAUGGUGCUGUUCACGACACUGGAGCGGUGGUGCACGCACAAGUGCAAACAGCAGCACUUAGAACUGACGGUGGCCAACCGACGGGCGGUGCUGGACGACACGGUGCUGCUGUCAGUGCGCUACCUGCAGAUGACGGCUAACGAGUUCCUGUCGGGCCCGAUGCCCAGCGGCCUGCUCAACGCCCAGGAGACGGCGGUGCUCAUGAAACACAUACUCAACCCCAAGCAACCGAAGUGGACGUGCCAGCGUUUGACCAAGGAAACGCUUGAGUACAUGGGCACGGCGCGGACGAGACGGAACCACGGAGCCGCGGGCGGGUUGUCGUACGUCAUCAAGCGGCGGUCUUCGUCGUUCAGAGGUACGGCGAGCGACCCACACCACUGCGGCGACGGCGACGACAGCAGUCAGUCGUCCGAGUUCGACUCGCCAAAGCGGUCGUUUUGCUGUACGGGCGGCAAAAAGAACAAGAAGAACAGCGGCGCCGGCAAGAAGAACAAGAAAAAGUGUACGGACAGCUGUUUUUGCAAUUGUCUGAUUUACUGUUUGGACGUGUGUUUCGGUUGAACGCGGCCCCCGGCUCUCUUCCCCUCCCCACUUCCACAACACCAUCACUCUACACACACUAUACACGCACUGACCUAAUUGUGCGUUAUAUAAUAUGUGUGCUGUGCGUGUGUGUGUGUCUAUAUUUAUAGAGAUAAAUUUAAUUUACCUUAACUCGAAGAAAAAAAAAACACAAAAAGAUCUCAAAAUAAUAAUUCUUUUUCCUUUUUGUCUAUAAUAAUAUAGUUAAUAUUAUGAUUACAAUAUAUGUCCAGAAUUCGUCCCUACGUGCCUUCCACGUUAACGGGGAUGCUGUGCGUAUAUUAUACAUAAUAAUAAUAUUAAAAUAAUGUAUUUAUAAACACUAUAUAUAUACUGACAUAUGGGAGUGGUUAAGGGCCUUCUUAGGACUUUAAUUUCUUUAUACUUUUGAACAAAUAUAACCAUUUAAAUAUAAUAUAAUAUAUUAUAUUGUGCAGUGCCUAUAUAUUAUUAUGAGGAGUCACGCGUACAAUAUUAUACGAAAAGUCUGACGAAUUAUUAUUAUUAUUAUUAUUUUUUUUUUUUUGCAAACGUAUACCACUCACUCAUAAUAAUAUUAUUAUAUUAUGUCAUUGUCAUAGACACACUGCACUCGCAUGUUGACGAUUAUUAUAAUUCCCAACGCACCAUAAUAUCAUAAUAUUGCUCUAUGAUAAUACGUAAUAUAUAUAUUAUUGUCGAUAAAUUAUUCGCAGUAACCGAGAUUCGAAUCAAUGGUCUAGUAUAAUAGUUAUCCUUUGUUAUUAUUAUAUUAUCACGCUCAACGAAAAUAGUUUUUCAACACAAUCUCUAUACGGUUAUACACACCUAUUGUAUUGUAACUUAUGUACCAUAUUAUAGUGCCAUACGUUUUAAUGUUAAGUUUUACUCUCUACGAACCAUACAGCACCGGUAGGCACUCCGUCUCUCGUUUCUUUCGGCCCGACCGUCGACAUAAUAAUGGUGAUAAACAAAAAAAAAAAAAAAAUGUUUACACAUUAUAACGAUAUCGAUAUGUGUAUGUAAUAUAAUUUAAUGUAUAAUAAAAUAUACCAUAGUCCGUCUCAAGUUCCCCGUGCACUUUUCCCGCGCACGAACACACCACCUCCAUAAGCGGUACGCACGUGCAGCAGCAGCAGACCAUAAUAAUAAUAAUAAUAUAUUAACACAUUACUGCGCGUCAAAAAUGUUCUCGUCCGCGCCACGCGGAAACCACUCUCGGCGGCUCGAUUAAAUUUUUUUUUUUAACGACAUUUCGCGCCAUAGUUACGUCCUAACCGUACGAUAAUAUAUAUAAUAAUAACGCCGCCACGGGUUAGGACCACAAUAACUAUAUUUAAUACCUAUUUUUUAUCUUCUAAAAAUUCCCCGCGCGUUCCGUUCCCCGCACAUAAAAUAUAUCCAUGCACACUAUCACCGGCAUGAUAUUAUACUAUAUACUAUCAUAUUAUAUAUGUUGUGUCAUUAUUACUCAUCUCACAUCGGCGUAUGCAUGUAGGUACCAAUAUGCUGCACGAGAUGAUGUUUUCAUCUUCUUGCCAUUCACGUCCGCCCGACCGACCUCUUACCCGCCCCAUUUCCACCGGCCGUGUUCUUCGCCGGACCGCACUAGUGUUUGUUUUCGCUUCGCACGCAAAAAAGUUAUUUGAAUUUAGUCACUAUCCUUUGAACAAAAAAAAAAAAAAGUAUACUUAAAUAGGCGACGUACGUGAUACGAUAUAUAUAUAUAUAUAUAUAUAUUAUAGUAUUUGUAUAAUAUUAAAUAAUAUAUAGUCAUGAUAAUAACUGGACGUAUCAUUCGACUUAUACCAUUCGUAUGUACGAAAUACAGUCACGAUAAUUAUUUACAUGUUUAUUAUAUAUAGAUACCAUUCAACUAUAUGUAUGCGCAUGGUUAGUACGGACAAACUAUAUUUUAUACUAUUUUAUUUUUAUUUUGUGAAAAAAGUGAUUUUUAUUAUUAUUAUUAUUUUUUUUUUUCCAUGUUAAUCAUCGUGUAUUGACAUAAACUGAUAUUUUUAUUGUUUCGUGAGUAAUUUUUAAGUGUUUUAACGUUUAAGUAUUUGUAUUUUUGCGUUUUUAUGAAUCGAGCUGUUAUAAUUAUUUACCUAUCGAUCGUGUUUUGUUGUUGCUGUUUACAUUUUAAAACUAAAUUACCGCCCUCAGAGCUUCCUCGAUGACCUUUCCCCCUGAAAUGUCUGUAUUAUUAUAAAUAUUACCAUAUUAUUAAGCCGUUAUAUUAUAUGUUUAAAUUACAUUUAAUACAUUUUUGUUCGAUAUUAUAAUGAUAUUAUGACCAUAAUUAUUAUAGUUUACUUUCGGGUUUAUAUUAAAAAAAAAAAAUUGUUUACCAUCUAAAUUCUAUAUGUAUUUGCGAUAAAUUUUUUAUAUUAAUUGUAGAUCAUCGUUUUUAAUAUUGUUUUUGCCGAUAUUUUCGGUAGUUGAAAUUUAAUGAUUAAUAUAUUAUUAUUAAACUA